This is a messenger RNA of Gigantopelta aegis, 2775 nucleotides long. RefSeq names its product LIM domain-containing protein PLIM2c-like. The coding region runs from base 131 to 361 and encodes 76 amino acids. Gene Ontology annotation, biological process: actin filament bundle assembly. Gene Ontology annotation, cellular component: plasma membrane; actin cytoskeleton. Gene Ontology annotation, molecular function: actin filament binding. The transcript is spliced from 3 exons. NCBI's taxonomy places the organism in Eukaryota, Metazoa, Mollusca, Gastropoda, Neomphalida, Peltospiridae. The record is from RefSeq and is a predicted model, not a curated record.
UAGUGUGUGCCGUGUGCAAAACGAUAUCGCCCCGCCAGAUGAGUCAGUCCGUAUCUACAGCCGGCGAGUAUUUAUCGUAGAGUGAGAAAGCUGCAUAGAGAGCAUAGCUUGUGUUGUUGUUGUCGUCAAAAUGCCGCCCAAAUUCGGAGGAGGAGAGAAAUGUGGUAUCUGCCAAAAGACAGUUUACGCACAGGAGCGCAUCGAGGCGGGAGGAAACCCCUACCACAAACAAUGCUUCAAGUGUAGCCACUGCAAAAUGUCUUUAAAUUUGAACAACUACGCCCAGGCUGAUGGGAUCCUGUACUGUAAAAACCACUACCAGUCUGAGGUGGUGGCCAAGAACACGCAGACUCCCAUAUAGCACUCACAACUACACUCCAGCAGGGCGCCGGAAUCCGAUUUGGGAAUGGAGUCAUACAUAUCUGUCACUUGUCGUCGCGUGUCACCCUACAUUAAAAACAGCUGAUUGUUGUUUUCCACGUUUCGGUUGACGUGUAUGACGUCUGGUCUCAAAUCCGCUGCAAGCCAGCUCCAGUGUUGACUGAAUGAUUAAUGAAUGGUUUUCGUAUGUAGGUGUAGAAUAGACUGCAUGUGGCUAGUCGACUGUCGACACUUUCUCUGUACGUCUCGGUUUUCUUACGGAAAUUCUGCUGUGACACAAUUUUCACGUCUGCUCGGAAAAAGGUCCUUGACUCAGUGUUCAUUUUAGUAUAGUCAGACAUGUAUCUAUAACUACCAGUGUAUAUACCAAACGGCCUGCCUUCGAUACGAGCCGAUUCAGCCCACGACGAGCGUGCUUCAAACAACUCGGUUUAGUGUAAAUGUUUUACCUCUUUGCCCUUGAUCUAUACAACAUGGCUUUCAAAAGCAGGCGGCAUUUACAUGGAGAUCAAAUAUAUACAUGUCAUGUCUAGUAUUUAUACUAAAGCGAUAUAACUGGUGCUCGAUAUAGACAGGUGGUUGUUAUACUUGGUUCCCUUUAAAGCAGGUUCCACUGUACACUUGUACUGUUAAUGGUGUUAGGAUUCAAGAAUUGACUUUUCGUUUGGGUCUGUAUCGUUUCUUUAAAUACAAGUCAGAUGAUACUUUAUUUGUACUCAUAUUAUUUGGUGACAGACGGUAGCUGUUGGUUCCUUUUUUAAAAUGGAAAUCUGACAAUUAAUACGUAUGUAUAAUAUUCCGAUCUACCUCUCAAUUAUUUUGCCCUUUUUUCCACGUACUUGAGUAGUUUUCUUUUGUAUCGUUGAGUUUCCGUUUACGAACAUUGUCGUCUGCAAGAAAAUAUGAUUUCAGAAAAAUAUAGAAAAACCAGAGGCCAGCUCUCGUAUUGUUUUUAAUGUUGUGUUAUGUUGAUUAUUUUCCUUACAUUCUUAAAUUAUAAUGGGGCCACACAAUAUAUUUUAAGGUAUUUAUUCCGAAAUUGUAGGGUGUGGGGAGAGCAUGUGAUAGAACGUUCUCAUGUCUGCUUUCAAAAAGCAACACAAAAAGCUAUGUACUUUUAUUUCUAAGAUCCUAUGUAUUAUACAUUUGUAUCACGAUAGAAUGAAAUUUAGAAGCAAUAUGCAUGGAUGCAAGUGCUUAUUUUGUAAUGUGUCAUAGAUUGUGGAUGAAGUUUUAUAAAUCUGAACACAUUAGGAGUUACAGUUAAUGAGACUGGUACGGGGCAGGCGAAGUGUCGACAAUCCGUUUAGCAGGGUCGCCACUAGGUUCUAGAUUCGGGGCUUGGGCUACCAACCGUUCUAACCCCUCUAAACACUGAUUGCAGGGGCUGACCCUGAAAUAUUAGGGUUGGGAACAACAGCCUUAAAAGGGCACGUAAAUGAAAAUUGUAAACAAAUUGUAAAAAAAAGAAAAGGGAUGGGUUUUUUUUAGGGGAACAGGUGUCCUUGGCCUCCGCCUUUGGAUUAUUGUUGUACGACAAUGUACACUGAUGUACAAACCAUAUGUUGAACAAGUGUUGUACUUGUUUUGUGAAUUUCAACAAUGUCGAGAACAUUUUCAUCAAAGGGUACUAAAUACAUUCGGGAUAGUCUGGUAGAAACGGUACAGGGCCCCCAUAUCGUAGGGCCUAGCGACGCCCCUGGCAUAGUGUAUGAAAGUUCCGUGUGUUUACGUUUCGCCUAAUUAAUGUCACUAGUCUCCAACGCCUCUGUUAUUUGGUGCUGCUGCUUGUAUGACUAAUUAACGUGCUUUAUCGGCUUCUCAAUAUCUUCUUAACAUUAGUUUUACCUCAAAUUUCCUGCCGUGUAAUUUGCUAGCUAAAAUUAAAAUAAUAGAGGUGAAAUCUGAAGCGAGUCACUGAUUGUGUUAAUUUACUUUCACCAUCUUUAAGACAAUUAUUUUGGUUAAUAAAAAAAAAAAUGUGCGCAAGUUUACUGUUAACGUCUUAAGUAAAUUGCUAUGCAGUUUUACGUGUUUUUUUUGUCUAUAAAUUUAGACAUUUAAAUUAAUAUACACGUGAAGUGAGGUUUUCACAACCUCGUUUUGUAACAACUCUCUGCUCCUUGCCCCCCCCCCCCCCCAUCCUCAGUGUGUGUUAUAAGUGCCUCAUACAUGCCUGUACUAGACUGCAGUAAUCACCGCUUUAUGUUCAUUUUGGUUUAUUCCAUGUACUUGUUAAUGUUCUAAGUCAUAGUAUAUAUACAGUUAGUUGUUUAUAUUCCAUACCAGUGCGCCUUACAUGAUGUAGAUGAACAUUGUAUACAUAUACACCCCGGCCUCGCCUCGGCUGCUGGGGAUGGACAUAUUAUAUAUAGGAAUAAAACUUAUAUCUCA